AUGUCUUUACCACCAAGAGGCACAUCGCCUCACUCGCCUCAUUCAGCAGGGAACUCAUCCCAUUCACCUCAGGCCAGUGAGACAAGUCUAUAUGGCACGCGUGAGCAAGUGUACGGCUACGAAGAGAAGCCCGAGAAUGUCGACAGUCAGCAGUCUCUGCUCUAUCGCAACCAGCCUAGCCCGUUCAACGCUCCCUUCGAUGACCCAUAUGCCUCAACCGAUUCCCUUCGUCGCUAUACCCUACAUGACCCCGGCGUCACCAUCUUCCCCGAUGGCCCAUACCAGGAAUCCGCAAGUGGAUUAAACCGUCGCUCGGGAAUCCAAUCUCCCAUGUCGGAGACUCCAUCAGAAGCCUGGCAGAACAGACAGGCGCCUGGGUCUGGACUGCGACGUUAUGCCACACGAAAGAUUAAAUUGGUCCAGGGCUCUGUGCUGAGCGUGGAUUACCCUGUCCCAAGCGCAAUUCAAAAUGCCAUUCAGAAGGAAUACCGUGAAUCCGAGGAGGGCUUUCCGGAAGAGUUUACUCAUCUGCGGUAUACCGCCGCCACCUGUGAUCCUGACGAAUUCACCCUCCGCAACGGAUACAAUUUGCGACCGGCCAUGUACAAUCGCCACACCGAGCUUCUGAUCGCUAUCACCUACUACAACGAAGAUAAAGUUCUGACAGCGCGUACGUUGCAUGGUGUGAUGCAAAACAUCCGGGAUAUUGUCAACUUGAAGAAGUCCGAAUUCUGGAACAAAGGUGGCCCUGCCUGGCAAAAAAUUGUGGUCUCCUUGGUAUUCGAUGGUAUCGAUCCUUGUGAUAAAAAUACACUCGACAUGUUGGCCACUGUCGGUAUCUACCAGGAUGGCAUCAUGAAGCGCUCCGUUGAUGGCCGGGAAACCGUCGCCCACAUCUUCGAGUACACUACCCAACUCUCUGUUACCUCCAGCCAACAGUUGAUUCGACCUCAGGGCAACGAGGCGAGCAAUCUCCCUCCCGUCCAAAUGAUCUUCUGUCUCAAGCAAAAGAACAGCAAAAAGAUCAAUUCCCACCGCUGGCUAUUCAAUGGGUUCAGUCGAAUCCUCAACCCCGAAGUCGUCAUUCUUAUCGAUGCUGGAACGAAACCCGGAAAGAAAUCCCUUCUUGCAUUGUGGGAGUCAUUCUACAAUGAUAAGAAUUUGGGUGGAUCCUGUGGUGAGAUCCACGCAAUGUUAGGAAAGGGUUGGAGGAACUUGAUGAAUCCUCUCGUGGCCGCACAGAACUUCGAGUACAAAAUCUCUAAUAUCCUCGAUAAACCACUCGAGAGCGCCUUUGGAUACGUCAGCGUGUUACCGGGUGCUUUCUCCGCGUACCGCUAUCGCGCUAUCAUGGGACGUCCUUUAGAGCAGUACUUCCACGGUGACCACACACUCUCAAAGCAGUUGGGCAAGAAAGGUAUCGAGGGUAUGAACAUCUUCAAAAAGAAUAUGUUCCUUGCCGAGGACCGUAUCUUGUGUUUUGAGCUCGUCGCAAAGGCUGGGUUCAAGUGGCAUUUGACCUACGUGAAGGCUUCUAAGGGUGAGACCGAUGUGCCAGAGGGCGCAGCCGAAUUUAUCAGUCAGCGGCGUCGCUGGUUGAACGGCUCAUUUGCUGCUAGUUUGUAUGCAAUGAUGCAUUUCGGACGGAUUUAUAAGAGUGGCCACAAUAUCCUGCGGCUGUUCUUCCUGCAUAUUCAAAUGACUUAUAACUUUGCGGGUCUGAUCAUGACCUGGUUCUCCCUCGCCUCAUUCUGGCUGACCACCACUGUCAUCAUGGAUCUUGUCGGAACACCCAGUCCGGCUAACAAAAACAAGGGUUGGCCUUUUGGAAAUGAUGCCUCGCCUAUCGUGAACAACUUCCUGAAAUAUGGAUAUGUGUUCUUCUUGAUGCUGCAGUUCAUUCUUGCUCUAGGAAACCGACCCAAAGGCUCACGUUUGGCAUAUACGCUGUCAUUCAUCUACUUUAGUGUGGUUCAAACCUACAUCAUCAUUCUCUCGUUCUACCUUGUGAAGAACGCUUUCACUGGAGGCACGCUUGACUUCUCCAUGGACCAAGGUGUCGCGCAUUUCCUGAAGUCUUUCUUCAGCUCAUCCGGCGCCGGUAUUGUCCUGAUUGCUUUGGUUUCUACUUACGGUAUCUACUUCCUCGCAAGUUUCAUGUACAUGGAUCCCUGGCACAUGUUCACAUCCUCCUGGGCUUACUUUGCCGGCAUGACUUGCUCGAUCAAUAUCCUGAUGGUCUACGCUUUUUGCAACUGGCAUGAUGUUUCCUGGGGAACCAAAGGAUCCGAUAAGGGCGACUCGCUGCCUGUUGCCGAGACGAAGAAGGAUGACGGCAAGUCAAACUUCAUUGAAGAAGUGGACAAGCCGCAGGCCGACAUCGAUAGCCAGUUCGAAUCUACGGUCAAGAGAGCGCUCGAGCCUUAUGUCGUGCCGGAAGAGAAGGAAGAACGAAGCAACGAUGACGGCUACAAGGCUUUCCGAACCAACCUGGUGUUGAUCUGGAUUUUCAGUAAUCUGAUUCUCACACUGUGUAUCACCAGCGAAGGCAUUACUCGCUUCUGUCUCACGAACACUUCUACCGAACGCACUUCUAAAUACUUCGCUGCUAUCUUGUGGACGACAGCUGGCCUAUCGAUCUUCCGUUUCAUUGGAUCCAUCUGGUUCCUUGGCAAGUCUGGUAUCUUGUGCUGUGUCUCCCGUCGCUAG
Molecule: messenger RNA, 2709 nt
Organism: Penicillium bovifimosum
Lineage: Eukaryota; Fungi; Ascomycota; Eurotiomycetes; Eurotiales; Aspergillaceae
Exons: 7
Coding region: 1-2709 (902 amino acids)
Cellular component (GO): cell periphery; cell septum
Molecular function (GO): chitin synthase activity
Source: RefSeq, a predicted model, not a curated record